AUGGAGGGCCGCGCUGAGACCAAAACGCCCGACGUAGAGGCGCCUCGUUCCGUUGUUCUGUCUCCGAGGCAGGCCAAGCGGAAGACCUUGCCACUCUCGGCGUCAGAGCCCGGUAACACCAGUUGCCGUCCUCCAUGGGCUUCUUCAGCCUCUAGCCACCUGGCGGCCACGCUCGUCACUACUGGCCGUGCUUGCCAAAGCUGCGAAUCUCGCAGCAAGGCUCCAGAAGUCGAGUCAGCAACAUGGGUCACCGCGGAGCACCGGCGCUUGAAGACAGACAGAGUGGCCCGUCGCAAACUCCUCGUUUGCUUUUUGCUUUGGUUAGGAGGCAAUGUUGCCCUCCAAGACUCCAGCAGGACCGGCAGUCCUGCAGACCAUCUGGGCGACAACCUACUCGCCCAGGGUAGCCAGAAUCGCUGUUGUACGGUGGGCCAGGACGGCGAGUCGCCGUUCAAAGUGAAGAACUGUACACGUUGCGGAGAGUGUCUGGACGAUGUCAAUAACGGAGAAUGGGCGAGAAGAUCCUGUUCGGCACCAAAACCAGUGGACGCUUGUUCACUCGAUGGCGUCCUGCGGCGCUUUUCCUUUUCGAACUUCCCUAGAAUUAUACCUAGACGGCGCGACCGGCCGCCUGUACUCAACGUCGGAACGGUUACUCCUCCAGAGGCGGUGCAUAGUAUCAAGAGCCAGCACAAUGGGAACUUCAUGCCUUUCGUCCCGUUUGCUUUCCUCGGAGCAACUGCGAAGGAAGUGACGUCGACCGACACAACGAUGCCGGGCGUGGUCCGUGUCACGCCACCUCGCAGGUCUGCGCUCAAGCAGGAAGGCCCAGAUUGGCAUCGGGACGAUGUUUCCUUCGGCGUGGUAACAGACGCUGCUUCUGCCGACGACACCCGCAAAGACCGGAGGUACGAUGCCCCUUCGCCUUCCGCCGAGACAUUCCCCGCUUCAGCAGCUGCAACGGAGACAUCUUCAGAGAACCUGGAUGCCGCGAAAAGCCCAGAUACCGAUCGCGUGGCAGCACAUCCGAAAGGCGUUCCAUCUGGGAGACCAAACAAGGUGAACAGCGAACAGGAACCAGUCCGGAAAGUGCGGAAAGGGUAUUUGCAACAGCGUAGCGCCUUUCCCUGGAAACCGACACAGUUGCACUCGACAGCCGACGGCGUUAGGCACGUCCAGCUUACGGGAAAUUUACGUCCAUCUUACGUCAAAGGCUCAGCUAUUGAGAUCACAGCAGAGGUCAGACAGGCAGAAGAGAUCGACCGCGAUUUUGCCGGGGAUGUCUUCUUUAGCCUUUAUUCAAAAGACGAGGGACCACUCGGUGCGGCGACGCAGCAAGUACCAGAGUCGCGAACCUCUCGUGUUCGCGCAAAGAGAGGCAUCGUAGUUGCGAGGCCCGUCCUCGAAACUGAGGGAGAGGUUGCGAUCAGGAUUCACUGCGGCGGCUGCGUUUCGACAAUCACCCCUUUUUUCUCCGUUACAAAGUUGACCGCAAGGAGACUCGUGCUCAGUCGACAGCCCUCCAACAGUGUCGCCGGUGUCCCCUUGCCUGAUCAGCCUGUUGUGAGAGUGGUAAAUGCAGACGGUUCUCCCGCACAAGGACGAGUCGUCGUCGAGGCAACGCUUCUCGUCCGUGGCAUCAAACCCGAACUGAAAGCGCAUGCGCUUCUCGGAACCAAGACCGUUGAGACGACUGACGAAGGCGUUGCCGUUUUCAGGGACUUGGCGGUGUCUUUAGUGGGCGACGCGUACUUUCUCCGGUUCGCAUUUGCUGAGCCGUACUCUUCCUUUCCGUCCACUUACUCAUGGCCAUUCGCGAUCGAGCACGGCCCUGCCGCUGGCUUGCGGUUUGCGACUGAACCGCCGGCCGAGGUUUUGCCGGGCGAACACUUUUCGGUGUCGAUUGACAUUGUUGACAGGUGGGGGAACAGUGUGUCCGGCAUGGCGGAGGACGCAGCAGGCAACCCGGCAGAGAUUACGCUCGGCCUCGCUGGAACGUCCACCUCGACUUCGCUCACUGGCACGCGCGUGCGAGAGGCGACGGGAGGUCCCCUGCUGUUCGACGGUCUCGCGAUAACUGACAUUUUCAAAGGCGAUCUGCAACUUGAGGCUUCCUGCGCGAAAUGCCUACUCGCUCCAGCGCAGUCGCAUCUCUUCAAGAUAUCUUUGACGAACGUGGCACGCAUUUCAAAAUGUCCCCUGCUUUACGAAGACGGGGCAGUCUCCACGGAGGUUCCGCCGCCAUCUGCUGGUCAAGGCACGUACGGUUUCAGUUUCAACACUUGUGUGUACCAAAUAGCGCUCCUUGCGGAUGAAUCGCAGCUGCUUGCCCCGAAGCACGAGGUCAUCGUUACCGUUGCAGGCAUUGCGCUGAAAGACGCAGUGCCCGGUUUACAAGGAGAACGCCUGCCGGAGGAACGGUUUCGCAUUACACCCAGGACUCUCACGUUCUCUCCCUCGAAUUACCACGUUCCUCAGGACAUUCUUCUGGAGGUUGCCGACGACAACGAAAUUGUCGCCUCCAGCGAACUCACGAACGUCGCGAACGAGAUGUUUGUGGGCGACUACAUCAUUCGUCAUACAAUGCGGUCGGCCGACAAGAUUUGGAACGAUGGAAUUGUCAAAUGGGAAGUCGCUAGCGGCGACUCCGCCGCAGGCACAGAGCACUUCAUCGACUUCAUGAACGGUGGCGACCAAGACCGGGCAUUCGCCACCGAAGGCAAUCUCAUGGUUCGCGUUGUCGACGAUGACAGACGCCGCGUGAUCACCAAGACUGCCUCCACCAUUCGAAUGGAGGGAGAGCCGACGUCGUACACGGUGUGGCUGUCGAUGCCGCCCUCACUGGGGACGAACGUGACCGUGCGAAUGGAGCCGGCGCUGGGAAGUCGGUCGGUGACCCUCGAUCCUGGAGUCCUCGUGUUCACGCGGGACAACUGGAAGAUCCCCCGAAAUGUUUCUGUUCACACUGACGACGACCACAUAGCCCUUCCACCGGAAAAGAAGGGAAAGAGACUAACAUGGAACCAGAUCGAUUUGAUACAGAUUGCACAAACAGUGCUUAGCGAUGAUAACUUCACCCUGGCCGCCGCAAAUUUCGGAAUCGCUGUGCGAGACAACGACAGAGCUGGAUUCGAAUUCGAGGAGACAGCUGUCCUGGCAGAGGGCGCGACAGCUUCAGCGUCUUUCCGGCUUCGCUCCCAGCCUGUCGGCCCGGUGACGAUUCGACUUCAGUGCGAUGGGGCCCACGUAACAGCCGACUUCGAAGGCCACACGUCGCUGCUGAUUGAACCAUUGGACUGGAAUACUCCUCAUCCUGUCACCCUUCACGCCGACUUUUCAGCAGAGAUCCUCGGGCCUGAGUACAAGGCGUUCUGUAAAGUUGUCGCCGAAUCGGACGACCCAAACUACAACUCAGCGUCAUGGGACGAGAACCACAACGAUGUACCGGUUUACGGCUUCACUGUCGUAGUCUACCGCCCGAGCCUCGACAGCGACGACAAAUUGACAGCCACCGUCUGUCCGGUUGGCCAAAGCCUUCAGAAAUCUUCGACCGGAGAAGUUGACAAGUGGGAAUGCCGGCCGUGCCCGCGGGGGCACCGCUGUCCUCACCCUCUGAUAAAGCCGGAAAAGUGCGGAGCAGGCGGCAAACAUCCGCAGUCUCGUGACGGGUGUCCAAACCUCUGUCCGGCGCCCGAGGUCGUCUGCGGAACCUACGCACCGUAUACAGACUACUGGACGUUCGACGCCUGUGACCCGGGUUUCUUUUUCUAUCCAAAACUUGGCGGCUCCUACUGUCUCCCGUGCCCCGCGGGAAACUACUGCCCGCAGUUGUUCGUCAUGCCGACUCCCUGUCGUCGAGGCACAUACUGCCCUCAGCAGACCAUCACGCCCCAACUGUGUCCAGCUGGGUUCUACUGCGCGAGGCCUUGGCUGCCACCGGAGCCGUGUCCAUACGGCAUGAUGAGUGACCAAGGAGCGGACCGCUGCAUUCCGUGUCCCGAGGGCUAUAGCUGCCCGAACGCCCCUUUGAUGGGGACUCAAAAAUGUCCUGUAAACACGCGCUCUUUCAUCAGGAACCCAAAGUGCCUCCGCUGCGAUGACAGAGGAGAUACGUACUGUUCACACAGUGCACAUGUGAAUAUCUGCUAUUCACCGGAGGAGAUUCCAGACCCAGACGGUUCAGCCCGUUGUAUUCCUUGCCCCGCUGGCCAUGAGUGCAUCCUCGGCAAAGCCAUCCCGUGUCCCGCGGGAUUCUACUCGGAAGAAGCUGGAGGCAUCUGUCGCCCCUGUGAAGCGGGACACCUCUGCGAGGAGAAGGAACCGGGUCCGAAUACCGGCCGAUACGUGAACGGAACGUUUUACAAAGAACCCGGCGUGAUCGAAGUCAAGGUUUGCCCGCCGGGUUCCUUUUCCUGGGGCAUCGCAUUCACCUCUCACGACGGCUGUCAGCCAUGCGGCGCCGGCGUCUACUGCCCAUACAACACUAAGGAACUUCCCGUGAUAUGCGCUGCAAAUGAGUAUUGCCCAGAAGGCACUCUGAAGCCUCUAAAGUCGCCUCCUUCUGGAGCGGCAGAGCCCUGCAAACCUUGCCCCGACGGCAAAAUCUGCCAUCUUGCAGGGAUGCUCGAACCUGUCCACUGCCCCGCGGGCACUCAGCAUUUCAACGCGGAUACGACCGGUGUCGAGCCUGCAGGAUAUCCGGAAGAUCGGGAACAGAACACUGUCUACCAGGGCCCUAGUACGAUGGCGAGCAGCCUGAUGGCUUGCAACAAAUGCGCUCCUGGAACUUACUGCAGGGGCGGCGGGGCAGUCUCCCAAAAGUGCCCGGAUCGCCACUUCUGUCCAGAAGGCACGGAAACGCCGGUCGCCUGUCCUCCAGGAACGACGACAACAGUGGGCAUCGGCGCUGCGAGCGAAUCGGACUGCACUCCGUGCCCAGCAGGACGCGCCUGCCACUCGGGAAAAGAGGAGCCGUGCGAAGCAGGAUACUUCUGCCCAGAAGGGACGAGGUACAAGUACGAAUUCCCGUGCCCCGGAGGGUCUUUCUCGAACCAAGGCCAAGCGAAAUGCUCGCCCUGUCCGGAAGGAAAAUAUUGUCCCCCGGCAAGUACGGCGCCGAAAGCUUGUCCUGCAGGGUACUACUGCCUGGCGGGGUCCGACAACCCGUGGAAUACUCCGUGCCCCGCGAACACGUACUCAUCGAAACAGAAUCUGAAAAGAGAGCAGGAAUGCGUGAAGUGCAAGAAAACUCAGUACUGUCCUGUGGCCACGGUUGAUCCCCUCCCGUGCCCGCAAGGCAGCGGCACGCAGACAAAAUGCCCCAGAGGCUCCUACUGCCCCGUGGGGACUGCAGAGGCUGUGGGAAUUCUCUGUCCCGCCGGAACCUACAACGAUGAAGAGGGGGGAACGGGCGCAGAGCAGUGCAGAGUCUUGCCUGCGGGGUCUUACGCUGGAGGCGGAGCCCAAUCGGAAGCAGGCGACGGGCAAUGCGAUAAGGGGUACUACUGUCCCGAGGGUUCGACGGUGCCCCAUGCUGUGCCCUGCCCGAAAGGGACAUAUCUCGACCAGCCCGGUGGAGAACGGGAAGAAGAUUGCCAACCCUGUCCUCCUGGCACCUACUGCGACACCAUCGCGGAAACCAGUCCGCCGUCGUGUCCACCGGGGCACUACUGUCUAGGUGGAACCGAUUUGCCGGUACCAUGCCCCGUGGGUACUGUCAGAAAGGGAGUUGGCGCGGCCUCUCGAGAUGCGUGCACGUCGUGCCCAACGGGGAAGUACUGCCCGCUGCUUGGCGCCGUAGAAGAAGCAGGCAGUUGCGAAGCGGGAUACUUCUGUAUCGAAGGCGCGACAGUCUCUACACCGACGGACGGUGUCACUGGAAAAGUUUGCCCUCUGGGCUACUACUGCGGAACCGGAACGCAAGCGCCGACGAGCUGUCCCGCCGGCAAGUACAUCCCCUUUGCCGGUUCUAUGAGCGAAAAUGACUGCAUCAGCUGCAAACCAGGAUUCUACUGCGACGGCACAGACAAUGCAAAUCCCUUAAAGCCUUGCUUUGCAGGCUUCUACUGUACCGGCGGUGCCACGACGGGCGCGCAGAACACAGUGCCCCCAGGGCACUACUCGCCUGAAGGGAGUCGCGGCCCCACCGCGUGCCUGCCUGCCACCUUCCAAGACCAGCAGGGACAACCCGAGUGCAAACCGUGCACGCGGGGACACUACUGCCCAGAACUGGGGAUGUCGACACCUACAGAGUGCGGAGCUGGCCGAUAUUGCCCGGAAGCUUCGUCGGCACCCUCGCUCUGUCCCCCUGGGACUUUCUCGGCAGCUGCGACCGCAGGAGACGUUUCAGAGUGCGCUGCAUGCACCCCCGGCCACUACUGCGCGGGCCCAGGCGCCUCUGUGGUCACCGGCGACUGCUCAGCGGGCUAUUUCUGCAAAUCCGGCAGUCGAUCACCUACUCCUGAGGAUGAAACGGAAAAUUUCGGCCCGUGCCCAGCAGGAACGUUUUGUGGCAUUGGCACGGCGCUGCCUACGCCGUGCGACGUUGGCACCUACGGGCCUUCGCGACGAGCUGUUGACAAGAAAGCUUGCGUCCCGUGUGAUGCCGGAUCGUUCUGCGACGCCGAAGGCCUGUCAGAGCCGACAGGGCCGUGCGGGGAAGGCUUCUACUGCCCCGAGGGAAGCAAAGCUGCGAACCCUCAGACAGGAGAGUGCCCUGAGGGCCAUAAGUGUCCCACCGGUUCACCGGCUCCUAGGCCGUGCCAGCCAGGGACUUACCAAAGCCGGCGCGGCCAACGCACGUGCGUGGAAUGCUCAGCUGGACACUUUUGUGGAGCCGAGGCGACAGCAGAGACGGUUUGUCCGCCUGGCGCCUUUUGCCCGCCCGGCACCAAACACAAACACGAAAACUUGUGCCCUCCCGGCACCUUCAGAGCUGCUCAAGGAGCCGAGUCCCUGUCAGACUGCGAACCCUGCGGAGAAGGAGAGUUUUGCGGGGAUUUCGGUCUCACGCAGCCAUCGGGCAAAUGCAAGGAGGGCUUCUACUGCAAAAAAUAUAAUGUUGUCAGCCAACCGCUCGCCAGUGGCUGCUACUUUGCAGCUCCAGUGAGAGGGGGGCAGACGACUGCAUGCCCAGACACCGUGGCUGCGGCGACCGCAAGCAAGGCUGAGGCAUUCGACGCGUGCUCGACUUCGCAGCUCUGUGAAGGAGUCGUGGAAACAGCUAACGGAAGAUUCCUCCCACGAUGCGGCGGAUACACGACUACGGGAGAGUUUCAAGACACCAUCUUUUACUGGCGCAUUUGUUGGAUCGGCGCGCGGUGUGGCCCAGGCGAGCUGUGCGCUGCAGGCUCAGCCGCACCUACAGCUUGUCCCGAGGGGAAAUACUGCCAGGCGACAGGCGCUAGCCAAGAGCAGGGGCCUUGUCCUGCGGGGUAUCUCUGUCCUGACGGCUUGUUGAACACGAUGGCGGUGUCCCGUCUGUGCCCGAAAGGCCACUUCUGCGUCGAGGGCAGUCACGAAGCUGAUCCGUGCCCGGAAGGGACGUACUUACCGGCCAGCAAGGUUCCCCCGCAGCGCACUGUUGUUCUCACUGGAAAUCCGUCGUUCCGUCUGCCUGAAACAGGCUUCUUUUGUGAGCAAGGCGCGAACUCGGCUCGGGCAGCGGAAUGCCCGGCAGGCCGCUACUGUCCUCGAGGAGCUGUUGAAGCCAUUCCUUGUCCAGCUGGGACCGUGCAGCCUGAGACUGGGAAAGAGUCUUGCCUUCCUUGCAGCACAGGCCAUUACUGCGAAUUCGGUGCGACAGCGGGAAAACCUUGUCCAGCAGGUUACUACUGCCCGUCUGCCUCCGGCGCGGGUACCUCUUUCCCGUGUCCAACCGGCUCAUUUUCAGAUCGCGAAGGGGUCACGAGCGCAGACACUUGUACCAAGUGCUCGGCCGGCUAUUUCUGCGAUGCUCCGGGCCAGACUGCGCCUGUCGGGAAAUGCCUUCCAGUCUUGACUCGACUGGUGGCGGGCGUCGGGUUCCCCGGAAAAUCUGCAGAAGGAGCCGCCGCAAGCACUGCCUUCUUGAAUGGUCCGCAAGACGCUGUACGCACGCGCAGCGGCGACAUUUUUAUUGCGGACACAGCGAACCAACGCGUCGCCAGGCUCGACGGCGUCACGGGGGAAGUCACAACCUACAUUGGCCAAGGCUUCCGUCAAGGGGAUUCGCGCUGGAUUCUCACUGCCAGCCCCACAAGACUCGCGUUGUCGCCCGACGAAGAAACGCUGUACAUCCUGUAUUCAGACGUUGCAAGGCUGGUUGAACAUAAGUUUGCAAGCACAGAGACGAAGGAGAUCGCGCAGGCGAGAGGCUCGAGUUCUCCUCAGGGGUUAGCCGUGGACCCUACCGGGUCCGUCUUGUACAUUGCUGACACGGGGAACGAUCGGGUCAGAAAAGUUCUGCUCAGCUCUCCAAACUCCGCAACAGAUCUCUUCGGCCGGGAUCGUCCAGACACCGCCGACACACCCGAGCCGGGUCCGUGGCUCGACGGGCCUUCAGCUGUAUGGGCGGACUCGAAGGACGUCGUCUACAUCGCCGACGCAGGAAACGGAAGAAUUCGAAAGUUCGAGCAAGCUCCCGGACAGCCAGGCGGUGGACGGCUGACCACAAUCGUUGGCGGGCCAGUGACGGGGGUUCAUCUGGACAACCCCGUUGCCCUCACAGGAUUCGAAUCCGAAGGGAAAGUGUACCUCGUUGUCUACGACUCUGGGCUCGAACUGGUCAUGAAGAUUGACGACUCUGGACCCGCGCCAACAAAGGUGGAUUUGUUUGAUACAUCUCUCGCUGGAGAUGGGCACGCGGGCUCCCAACUCCAUUCGUCUGUUGGCGGCUUGAACCUGGAAGCAUCAACUGGAGACGCGGCUGCGGUCCUCUUCGGGGAUCCCGCGCGACACCGCAUCCGCCGCAUUUUUCUAAACCCGCAGUAUGAGGCACCUGCAGGCAAGAAAGUUCCAUGUCCGGCAGGAACCUAUUUGGACUACGAUGGCGCGUAUGCUGAAAGCAACUGCAAGAAGUGCCCCGCUGGGAAAUAUUGCCAAGGCGAAGGACUUACCCAGCCAACUGGCGACUGCGCCGGGGGAUUUACCUGCGACGCCGGAUCGCAGCAGCCGGAGGGCCAGCCUUGUCCGCUUGGUCACUUCUGUCCUGCUCCGUCCGUACAAGGCACGCGGCAGAACUUGGCCUUGGGGAAGUCUGUGCUGACUCCCUUCUCCUACGGACGGUCGUCGGCAUCGGCUGUAACCGAUGGCGACUUCUCAGAGGCUUCUUCGUGGCCUCGCCCGAGUUCCCAGUCUCAGCGAAAUCCUUCCUGGCCAUCCGAAGCAAGCGCGCGACUGCCUGGAGAAGACGUUUUCGUCAUCGACAUCGAGGAUGAGUCGGCGAUUGGGAGCAUCGAACUUCACACCGGCCGCCCGUAUGAUCACGCGCUCCCUUCGAAGGUUCCGCAGCCGUGCACACCGGGAACGUACCAGGACGAGGAACGGCAGACCACGUGCAAGCAAUGCCCAGCGGGGCACUUUUGCCUGUCGUUCAGAACGGAGCGCCCCGCGCGCUGUCCCGCAGGCUUCUAUUGCCCGCCAGGAACGACAAAUCCCCGAGUCUUUCCAUGCCCUCUCGGGUCGUUCUCCAAUCAAGAGGGUCUGACGCAAGCUGACGGCUGCCAGCCGUGCCCGGCAGGCAGAUACUGCGCAACGAGGGGGUUGACGACGCCAACCGGCCUCUGUGACGCGGGCCAUCUGUGCAUCGGGAGGUCUUGGCUAGCCGCGCCGACGAGCGCCUCUCUCAAUCCCGACGUCGUCGUGACGAAGGAUGGGCAACUGACGCUUCUCUCAGGUUUUGGAAUGCUCUGUCCAGUGGGGUUUUUCUGCGAACGAGGCGCAGUCGCACCGUCCGAAUGCCCCGAGUAG
Neospora caninum is the source of this 9948-nucleotide messenger RNA. RefSeq lists its product as hypothetical. The transcript is spliced from 49 exons. Lineage: Eukaryota; Apicomplexa; Conoidasida; Eucoccidiorida; Sarcocystidae. Bases 1 to 9948 code for a protein of 3315 amino acids. The record is from RefSeq and is a predicted model, not a curated record.